CAAUUUUUUGCUGUUUCUUCAGUCAUAGAUUGAAAUUUGUCUUAGAACCUCGCUUCAUAGUCGAGUGUAUUUGAGCUCCCGCUUGAUCUCGUUAUGGCUGAAGUCAGAUGGAGGGACUAUUUUUUUUCCAACAACCCUCCGGGGUUUCUCAAAGGAGAAAACACAGGCGACCCAGUUUUCCUCCCGUUUUGUGCAGAAAACGAAAAUUGGGAACUAGGAGAGAUGGUCGACAAGUCGAGAUUAACAAAAGAAAACGAUAUACAGUUUCCCGAAUUCACCAAGAAACAGGCCAUAGAGCAGCUUCACCGCCUUGGAGUGUCUAUAGAUGAUAUUCCAAGAAGGCUAAGCAAUGCUUUGCACGAAUUCGAUAGAUUCUUUCACGAAGCUCGGGUAUAUAGUCAUAUCAGCAGAUUUUGCCCGAGUCGAGAGAAAAUAUAUUUUCCAAGAUUUUAUGGCGUGAUCACCGACAUGACAAGAUUUCGGUUCUCAUCUGGAUAUGCGCAUCAACGGGCUGUGGUGCUGGAGGCAAUCAAACCUUACUUAAGCUCUCGACGUGUUCUCAGUGAAGAGGGCGGGGUCGUCUCUAACCUGCCUGAGAGCUUCCUGAAGACACUGAAGGACCUGCAGCUGAGUCUAUUUGAACAGAAAUGGUACUGUUUUCUGCUGAAGGAUCGACUUCGCCGCUUAAAUGUCCUACACAAAAUCGGGGUAACCCAUGGAGAUGUUAAGGACUGUUAUUUUCGACUUCCUGGUGACUUUUACGAUACAGUUCUAUAUGACUUUUCCGCAUCAUAUACUUUCUCCGAUAAGUGGCCGUUCAGGGUUAAUUCGGGCAGACCCCGGCCGCUAGAAUGAAUAGCAAAGGGCGAACGUCAGUGUGUUGAGCUUCAGGUUACGGGGCGGUAAGGGGAAGUCCUAAGUCUACUAUCAUCACUAAUGUACAACUAGAGCUACGUCCUGAGACUUUUGUUCUCAU
This is a messenger RNA of Aspergillus sclerotioniger CBS 115572, 976 nucleotides long. RefSeq lists its product as uncharacterized. The transcript has 2 exons. The coding region runs from base 94 to 855 and encodes 253 amino acids. Lineage: Eukaryota; Fungi; Ascomycota; Eurotiomycetes; Eurotiales; Aspergillaceae. The record is from RefSeq and is a predicted model, not a curated record.